Messenger RNA from Aplysia californica (California sea hare), 409 nucleotides. RefSeq names its product A disintegrin and metalloproteinase with thrombospondin motifs 14. The record is from RefSeq and is a predicted model, not a curated record. Lineage: Eukaryota; Metazoa; Mollusca; Gastropoda; Aplysiida; Aplysiidae.
AACGCUAACUAAACCGUUUCAUAUGUCGGCGAGCGCGCUUUCGUUGAGUGUACCAGAUCUACGCGCCAGUAGAAGUCUGCUGGACUCACUCGGUCAUCGCUUCUACGUUAGCUGUCAGUUUUGAUAACAAAGCGAAAUGGAGUAGACAGAGCAUUCUUCUUUCAUCAUCGCGAACGGAAACUUUGGUGUUGGCGAGUGCUUGUUAACAAAGCUGCUCAUCUCCACCAGCUGCUGGAGAGAGUUCUAAAUCCGGGACGGACUGAGCCCUAGGCUAGCGGAGUUCCGCGCCCACCACCACCACCACCACAACUACAGUCCACUGUUGUUGUGUCUCGUGCCAGGAGGCAGGAUGGCUGUACCAGCGAGCUACGUGGCCAGUCUUCUUCUGCUGCUCUCUGUGUGUCUACAG